Sphenostylis stenocarpa is the source of this 1113-nucleotide messenger RNA. The record is from the annotation of a GenBank genome assembly. Lineage: Eukaryota; Viridiplantae; Streptophyta; Magnoliopsida; Fabales; Fabaceae.
AUGGAGGAAACGUCUGCAGCAAGGUAUUGGUGUCACAUGUGCUCUCAAAUGGUCAAUCCUAUCAUGGAUGUGGAAAUCAAAUGCCCCUUUUGCCAAAGUGGUUUUGUUGAAGAAAUGAGUAACGCUCCUGGUAGCAUCGACAUUGACAAUAUGUCACAAGCUGAUUUCGAAUCUGAUCGGGCUCUCUCCCUUUGGGCACCCAUCUUGCUAGGCAUGAUGGGCAAUCCACGUCGCCGUCGAAGGCUUAGGCAAAUAGAGAAUGAUAAUGACAAUGAUAGUGGUAAUCGUGAUGAUGUGGAUGGUGUAGUAAACCAUGGUGGAGAACCUGAAUAUGAUCAAGAGCUCGAGUCCAUCCUUCGAAGGAGAAGAAGAAACUCAACUACUAUUCUGCAAUUGCUCGAAGGUAUAAGAGCUGGGCUGGCUUCUGAAUCAUAUGAAAAUACCGAUGGCGAUGACCAUGACAGGGAAAGAGAAAGAGAAAGAGAAAGAGAGCGUGUGAUUCUGAUCAAUCCUUUAAAUCAGACUAUUAUUGUUCAAGGUUCCUAUGAGUCAAACCGGGAUCAAAGUGAUAAUCAUAGCCACGUUGGUUCCCUGGGUGAUUAUUUCAUAGGGCCUGGUUUGGACAUAUUGUUGCAACAUUUGGCUGAGAACGAUCCCAAUAGGUAUGGAACCCCACCUGCUAAGAAGGAGGCCAUUGAAGCACUGCCUACCGUGACAAUCAAUGAGAAUUUGCAGUGUUCUGUGUGUCUGGACGAUUUUGAAGUUGGUUCUGAAGCUAAAGAGAUGCCUUGUAAACAUAGGUUUCAUAGCGGGUGUAUCCUUCCAUGGUUGGAGCUUCAUAGUUCUUGUCCUGUUUGCAGGCUUCAGUUGCCAGUUGAUGAAUCUAAGCAAGACUCUGAUGGGUCAAGGACUAGCAGAACCCGAAUGGAGGAAGAAAAUAUUGAACAUGACAAUUCUGAAGAAAGAGACGGUGAAAGGAGAAAUGCAAGUAGGGGUAGAAGAUUCUCAUUUCCAUGGCCUUUCAAUGGAUUAUUUUCUUCAUCGAACUCUUCAUCCUCUUUCAGAUCUAAUGAAAACGGAAAUGAUACUAUAUCAAAUGAAAAUGAAAACUGA